AUGACGACACGUCUUUUGAACUCAAAAAAAUUUUUAUUUUUUUUUCCACUGAACGAAUUCUUUCUAUUCCAACAACACGGGUACAUCAUAAGCAACUCCAAACUUUCCAUCAAGAUGUACAUCCAGUCGAUACUUUGUGUUUUGGCUUUUGCCCAAUUGAUUUCAGCAUCAGCAUUCACCUUCAUAUUGGGUGCCAAAGAAAAAUCCUGUUUUUAUGUGUUUACUGAAAAGCCAUCCACUCAAAUCAGAUACUAUUUUGCUGUUCAAAGUGGUGGUUCCUUUGAUGUUGAUUAUGUCAUAAGUGAUCCAAACCAAAACAUUAUCUACCAAGAGAAUAAGAAGAGGCAUGGUGAUUUUGUCUUUCCAGCACAAACUCCUGGUGAAUAUGAAUUCUGUUUUUCAAAUACCAUGUCUACGUACCUGGAAAAAGUUGUUGAUUUUGAAAUCGAGGUUGAGGAUGAAUCCACUUCCAACAAUGUCAAAGCUAGCUUACCAAAUCAACCAAACGCUAAACCUUUAGCCCAUGUGGAAAAUAUGCGAGCAACUGUUGAUAAUAUCGAAUCACAAUUGGAUGGGUUGGCAAAAACUUUACAAUUUUACAAGACCAGAAAUAGUAGGAACCAAGCUACCGUUCAAUCUACUGAAUCGAGAAUCUUUUACUUUUCUGUAUUUGAGGUUCUAUUGAUGGUUGGUAUGGCUGUUUUACAAAUUACAAUUGUUCAAUUGUUUUUCAAAGGUUCAAGAAAACAAUUGGUUUAG
Lodderomyces parapsilosis is the source of this 759-nucleotide messenger RNA. RefSeq lists its product as uncharacterized. The record is from RefSeq and is a predicted model, not a curated record. Gene Ontology annotation, biological process: endoplasmic reticulum to Golgi vesicle-mediated transport; Golgi organization; intracellular protein transport. Bases 1 to 759 code for a protein of 252 amino acids. The transcript has a single exon. NCBI's taxonomy places the organism in Eukaryota, Fungi, Ascomycota, Pichiomycetes, Serinales, Debaryomycetaceae. Gene Ontology annotation, cellular component: Golgi apparatus; endoplasmic reticulum; endoplasmic reticulum-Golgi intermediate compartment.